GGAAUUUGGAUCCAGAUGUAGAUGAAAAAAUGUUAUAUGAUACUUUCAGUUCUUUUGAUCCUGAUACUGGAAAUAGUAAAGGGUAUGGCUUCAUUUCAUAUGACAAUUUUGAUUCAUCGGAUGCUGCAAUUGAUGCUAUGAAUGGCCAAUAUUUGAUGAAUAAACCAAUUACU
Messenger RNA from Entrophospora candida, 173 nucleotides. NCBI's taxonomy places the organism in Eukaryota, Fungi, Glomeromycota, Glomeromycetes, Entrophosporales, Entrophosporaceae. The record is from the annotation of a GenBank genome assembly.